Molecule: messenger RNA, 1239 nt
Organism: Aspergillus uvarum CBS 121591
Lineage: Eukaryota; Fungi; Ascomycota; Eurotiomycetes; Eurotiales; Aspergillaceae
Product: M20 family metallo-hydrolase
Exons: 2
Coding region: 1-1239 (412 amino acids)
Molecular function (GO): hydrolase activity, acting on carbon-nitrogen (but not peptide) bonds, in linear amidines
Source: RefSeq, a predicted model, not a curated record
AUGCAGCGCCUGGCAUUGUCGCAAGAGGACAAGCAAGUGAGGGAUUGGUUCAUCGAAACGACAAAAGCCCUCAACUGUCGGGUCACCAUCGACGAGAUGGGGAAUAUCUUUGCAGUUCGUCCUGGGCGCAGGACAGAUGUGCCCCCUGUCUUUAUCGGUAGCCAUCUGGAUACGCAACCGACCGGCGGCCGUUACGAUGGAAUUUUGGGUGUCCUUUCCGGCAUUGAAGCUUUGAAGUCCAUGGACGACAUGGGUCUCGAGACAGAGGGUGGUGUAGGCGUGGUCAACUGGACUAACGAAGAAGGCGCACGGUUCCCUAUCAGCAUGAUCUCCUCUGGAGUAUGGGCUGAAUGUAUCCCUCUGUCGCAAGCCCACGAGCUCAAGGAAGUCCCAACGGUUGCAUCUCUACCCACGGCGUCGUCGGCUCCCGAGACCAUGAGAUCGGCACUUGAGAAGAUCGAUUAUCUUGGAAGUGUGCCAUGUUCGUACAAGCAGACUCCAAUGGCUGCUCACUUCGAGCUGCAUAUCGAACAAGGGCCUCACCUCGAGACUGCAGGCCAGCACGUGGGCGUUGUCACGGCCGUCCAAGCAUACCGCUGGUUCCGCCUCACCAUUGUCGGCAGAGAUACCCAUACGGGUACUACCGCUUUUGAACAUCGUGCAGAUGCAUUGUAUGCUUUCGCCCAGAUGAUGGUGCGUGCCCGUGAGGUUGCUUCCUCUCAUGGCUGCCUGGCCAGCGUUGGCAUCGUGGAGGCCAAGCCCGGCAGCGUGAACACCGUCCCUGGUGUCGUCAGCUUCACUCUGGAUAUCCGUGGCCCAGAGGAUGAAUUGGUCAAUGUUGUGGAAAAGCAAUUGAGGAAGGACUUCGACGCUAUCGCAGCGGAAGAAGGUAAACCCAUUGGGAAGCCUUGUCGCGUGGAAUGGACUCUGGACUUCGAUUCGCCUGUGGUGAAGUUCCACCCGGACUGCAUCGAUUGCGUUCAGCAAUCUGCAGAAGCAGUCGUUGCGGAUUCUAACUCGACAGACCCCAAGUCUCUGACAAGAACGAUCAUGAGUGGUGCCGGCCACGACAGUGUCUUUACCUCGAAGAGGGUUCCGACUAGCAUGAUCUUCGUUCCGUGCAAAGACGGGCUUAGCCAUCAUCCGGAAGAGUUCUGCUCGGCAGAUGAUUGUGCAACCGGCGCCUCAGUCAUCUUGCAGGCUGUUAUCCGCUACGACCGUAAGAGAUUCUCCAACUAG